This is a messenger RNA of Andrographis paniculata, 1779 nucleotides long. Its product is annotated as cytochrome P450 71AP13-like. The record is from RefSeq and is a predicted model, not a curated record. NCBI's taxonomy places the organism in Eukaryota, Viridiplantae, Streptophyta, Magnoliopsida, Lamiales, Acanthaceae. Gene Ontology annotation, molecular function: monooxygenase activity; oxidoreductase activity, acting on paired donors, with incorporation or reduction of molecular oxygen; heme binding. The transcript has 3 exons. The coding region runs from base 93 to 1634 and encodes 513 amino acids.
AUUGCAACCUCAAACUUUAUAAAUGAUCUACAAAAUCUUCUUAUCAUCAAUUUCUAAUCAAUUUUCACAAAAAAACACAAACAAGUAGAGCCAUGGAAUUUGAUGGGAUCCUCAUCUCCCCAAUAUUUCUAGUUCUGAUCCUGCUUUCGACUCUAAUUCUGUUCUUUUUUCGAUGGAAUAACAACAAGUCUAAAAAUCCGUGGGGACUUUUGCCGGGGCCGUCGGGAUUGCCGAUCAUCGGCAACUUGCAUCAAUUAGGGAAGCAUCCCCACAUCUCCCUUUAUUCCCUAGCCAAAAGAUAUGGGUCCAUCUUCUACUUGCGGCUCGGCGAGAUCCCGACCGUCAUUCUCUCGACGCCCGAGAUGGCUAAGGAAGCCAUGAAAAUACACGACGUCGCCCUCGCCACGCGCCCCCCGCUCUUCGCCGCCAAGUAUUUGUUCUAUGAUUGUACAGAUGUAGCGUUUGCGCCCUACGGCGCUCAUUGGCGCCACGUCCGGAAGAUUUGCAUACUCGAGCUCUUCAGCGCCAAGCGAGUUCAGUCGUACGGCUUCGUGCGAGAGGAAGAAGCUGCAAAACUAGUAGAGCGUAUCGCUGAAUCUCACCCAGGAAUCACCAACCUAUCCAAGUGUCUCAACCAAUACGCGAACGGCGUUCUCUGCCGGAUAGUGUUUGGAAAAGAUUUCAACGGGGGCGGCGAGUAUGACCGCCUCGGCUUCCAAGAAAUGCUGAACGAAUAUCAAGAGCUCUUAGGGGGAUUCUCCAUCGGAGAUUUCUUCCCUUCGAUGGAAUUUGUGCAUCGCAUCACGGGACUCAAGUCGAGGCUCCUUCACGCCUUCGAGCGCUUCGACAAGUUUUUCGACGACGUUAUCGACGAGAAGAUGAAGAAGAGAUUAUUGUCGUCGUCGUGGUCGUCGAAAGAGCACAAAGACUUUGUGGAUAUUCUGCUGGAAGUACAGCAAGAUGAAGGAGCUGAAUUGCCACUCACCAUGGACAAUGUCAAAGCAAUACUUUUGGACAUGUUUGCCGCGGGAACGGAUACAACCUUCAUCACUCUAGAUUGGGCAAUGAUAGAGCUUAUAACUAAUCCAAAAAAGCUCGAAAAGGCGCAAUCCGAGGUAAGAAGCGUAGUCGGGAAGAAAAAGUAUGUGUCCGAAAGCGAUUUGCCCAAUUUACAUUACCUGAAGGCCGUGAUCAAAGAAGUGUAUAGAUUACAUCCUCCCGCCCCGGUGCUUCUUCCCCGAGAAUCCAUGGAAGAUAUCGCCAUUGGCGAGUAUAAAAUCCCCGAAAAAACAAGAGUUUUCAUAAAUGCUUGGGCGGUCGGGAGGGACCCCAAGUCCUGGACUAAUCCUGCGGUAUUCGAGCCAGAGAGGUUCUUGAACAGUGACAUUGAUUUCAAAGGGCAGGAUUUCGAGUUGAUACCAUUUGGCGCGGGCAGAAGAAGCUGCCCGGCAAUUACAUUUGGCUCGGCGAGCGUCGAGAUUGGCUUGGCACAAAUGCUUCAAAGCUUUGAUUGGGAGCUUCCACCGGGAAUUCGAGCCUCGGAUCUUGACAUGACUGAGGUUUUCGGGAUUACUAUGCAUAGGAAAGAUGCUAUGAUGGCUUUGGCUAAACCUUAUUCGCCUCCGGCGAUUUGAUGGUGUCGCUUUGAGAGGUUAUGAAUAAUAAUUUGAUGUCGUCGUAUUAAGGUUUCGCAGUAUAAUGAAUGUUUGAGGAAAUAAAGCAUGGAUUGAAAUGUUUUUUUGUAAGUUGUUACGAGUGAAAUGUGUUGCUUUCAAACUC